This is a messenger RNA of Bubalus bubalis (water buffalo), 1256 nucleotides long. RefSeq names its product caspase recruitment domain family member 19 (gene CARD19). The coding region runs from base 475 to 1107 and encodes 210 amino acids. The transcript is spliced from 6 exons. Gene Ontology annotation, cellular component: mitochondrion. The record is from RefSeq and is a predicted model, not a curated record. Lineage: Eukaryota; Metazoa; Chordata; Mammalia; Artiodactyla; Bovidae.
GAGGCCCGGUAACUAAUGAGGACAGAGCGAGGGGCGGGGUUCAGGGUUGUGGUCGCGACCUAGUUAAGGUCUGCAAGGGUGGGGCUCAGUGAGGGCAGGGUUUAGAGCCCUAGCGUUGACAAAGACUAGGCCCUGGAUUCCCGGAAGGGCGGAUCCAGCGAGGGGCGGGGCUAAGGGCUCAGCGGCGUCUGUAUCCCACGCGUUAGGAAGCUGGACUGCAGGGAAAGCUGGGGGUUUUAGACCCUGCGGCAGCGCCGCCGACGCCAUGGGCGGGGCCUAGCGGGAAGGGGCGGGCUCAGUGAGGGCGGGGUUAAAGCUUAGCCGAGAGGAUACCAGGGGCGGGGCCCACCGGGAAAAAGCGGGCCGGAGCGGGAGGCGGUCAACCGGACCCACAGGCAACGCGCGGACAACCGCACGAGCUGACAGCGGCAGGGGGACGGGUCGGGUCGGCCGAAUGCACGGCGUGCCGCCGCCAUGACAGAGCAAACCUACUGUGAUCGCCUAGUCCAGGACACUCCUUUCCUCACCAGUCUCGGACGCCUGAGUGAGCAGCAGGUGGACAGGAUUAUCCUCCAGCUAAACCGCUACUAUCCCCAGAUCCUCAGCAACAAGGACGCGGAAAAGGUGCCAAGGAACCUGAGGCUGCUCUCCCAUCCCUUCCUCUCUGGGCUGGGAGAAGCGGGGGGCAGGACAGCUUGGAGUUCCGGAACCCCAAGUUGUCUCUGCGAGUGCGUCUCUGCGACCUCUUGGGCCACCUGCAGCGGAGCGGUGAGCGGGAUUGCCAGGAGUUCUACCGGGCCCUGUACAUCCACGCCCAGCCCCUGCACAGCUGCUUGCCUAGCCGGCACGCCCUGCGUAAAGAACUCAGAUUGCACAGAGCUAGACUCGGGCAACGCAAGCUGUGAGCUCAGUGACAGGGGACCUGUGGCCUUCCUGACCUGCCUCGGCCUGGCCGCAGGCCUGGCGCUUCUCAUCUACUGCUGCCCUCCAGACCCCAAGGUGCUUCCAGGGGCCCGGCGUGUCCUGGGCUUCUCCCCUGUCAUCAUUGACAGGCACGUCAGCCGCUUCCUGCUGGCCUUUCUCACAGAUGACCUGGGGGGCCUCUGACCGACCCCAGCCCUGCCCACCUGCGUGUUUGCUCUCCAGGGGCUUGCUUCUUUCCUAAGUGUUUAUUUCUUGCUAUUUAUAAUUUCUGUAAUAAGCACUUUACUUUCAUUGUACAGAGGUGUUCAACAAUAUUAAAUGUUUGAGUCUCA